UAUUUGAUAAAAUUUUGCUUUUUAGACAUGAAUUAAAAUGUGUGAUGUGAGAGAAGCAGUGAGGUUGCCGGGGAUGAUAAAUAUGAAUAUCGAGGCGAGGAAACUCAAAGAGGAGUUGGAUGGAGAAGGUUCGGAAGAGAAAACAUUUCAUCUAAAUAUUCCUCUUCAGAUCUCCGUAGACACUCAAAGACUUACCUCCAGGACAGUUUUCUCUCCAGGAGUAGGGAAGAUGUGGGUAGGGAAUGAUAGUAGUGAGGUUCGAGGACGAGUACCUGUGGAGGGAAGAUCAAGAACACCAAGUACUAGAGUUAGAAGUGCAUCAGCAGGAAGAGAUCAGAAACAGGAGAUGGCAGCUAGAUACUGGGCUGUUCUGUUUGAAAACUUGCGCCGAGCAGUUGAUGAUCUGUAUAGAACAUGUGAAGGAGAUGAGAGCUGUGUAGGGGCAAAGGAGGUGUUGAUGGUCCUGGAGAACUACGUGAAGGAUUUCAAGAACCUGAUCAACUGGUUGAAGUUGAAGACGGAGUAUGAGAAUACUCCUCUACCCCAGCGUCCCACCUCCCUGGCCUGGGAUAUCAGGAAAACAUCUCCAGCUGGAAAACUUACCCCGACAGGUGGUUCCGGUAAGCUGACCCCAACCCGGCAGCUGCUGCUCUGUAGUCCAGCUAAACGCCAGCUAAACUUCGAGGAGAAGGACGGAACCAGAUCUAGAAAAGUGUCAGAAACUAUCAAGGAAGCGAAAAUAGAAUCUGACUGCAGCCCAGUAGAGUCCACUCUGGACUCCCUCAAACUGAUCGAUGUUGAGGAGAUAGAGAUUGAUGCUAACUGUUCCGAACACGAGAAGUCUGACUCGGAGCAAGAGAAGGACUCUGAACCUGCCGCUGAUAAUUCUAUAUUCGUCCCUCUAAAAGUUGACCUUAAACUGGACACUGGAGAAGCUGUUACUACCGAUAUUACUGCUGAGGAUCCCGCAGAAAAGGAAAACAUUAAUAAACCUGCUGGUAUUAAGAAGAAACCUGAGACUGAUAAACUAUCUGUAGUUAAAGUAGAAAAAUCUAGUCAGAGAAUCACUGGUUCAACGGUACGACGUGAGAAGUCGGAAGAUAAAUCCAAAAUGACGUCUUCAAAAAGUUUCGCGACAUUCAACAAAACCACCUUCGCAAGCACUGUGAAGAGUAUGGGGAAAGUGCUCCCGGCUAGGGCUGCAGGUUCGACACCAAGGAUGACCCGGGCUCUUACAACAAUAUCUCCGGCUAAUAAACCUGUGAUUACUACUAGACGAACCACCGCCGGGCUACUCAUUACAUCACAGAGACUACAAUCUGCCCCCCCAGUGAAACAAGUUCAUAAAAAACUAGAAACCCCCAGGUCACCAAAGCAUCAGCGUAUAUCCCUGGUUGCUCGUCAGAGUCAAUUUGCCCAAACUAACCGAGGUGGAGGAUCAGGGUGUAGAGGACAUCCCAGCAGGGGGAAACCUGCUCCUAGCUCGACUCAGCACACAGAUACAUCGGUAUCCGUCCUACCUCAAGGUUCAAGUACUUCACUUAACUCAGAAUCCAGUGCCCGGAGUUGGGCGGAUACUGUCAAGGGACGAAGAUACACAUUGUCUCACGCCUCUAUGGAGAACAUGAGGCGGGCUCAGGAGGAUGAGGAGGAGGAAGAAGGAUGGUCUAAGGAUGAGGAUGGUUGGUGUACUGUAAGAAGAGCAAGAUCAAGGUUCUCUCCCUCUAGCUCUGCAGCUCAAGGCUCUACCCGGAGUAAACUGUCCUCGAUCAACUCCAAAGCAAAGAACAGGUUCCGGAUGCCCUCCUCUGCGGUGUCCAUGCCCUCCCUGACGAUGGAGGAGGACAAGGUUGAGGAUGGGCGGCGGGAGGAUAGACAGGAUAGACCAGGGAUAGAGAAGAGUGCUAGUUCAGCUUCUAUUGUCAGGAGUAAGGAUGUACGUCCUCCUAGAUUAGGAAGCGUGUGUGAGAAGACGGGUUCGUCUCUAGAAAGUAUUCCUGGAGAAGAAUCUAGAAACAUGAAGAAGAAGAAGGAUCUUCUCAAUCAUUCGAAACAAAAAGCUCUGAAGAAAACAUCAGAUCCGGGACAAACAAAACCCAAGAGUAAAGCUAAGAAAACAAACUCCGCCCCUCUUCUUGUCAAACCUGCAGAUAUGACGGAGAGUGAGGCGGAGGCAGUUGUUGAGGAGGAGAAAGGAGAACUUAUUGCAAAUAAGUUGAUCAAGGCAGAUAUAGUGAUAUUAAGACAUUCGCCUGAUAUUGGACAGGAUAAUGAGACGGAUACAGAUAGUGAGGAAAUCCUGCAACGAGAUGCUGCUAUAGCUAAAGCUGAACUUGAAGCUGCUCAUCUACAGAGAGAGAUACAGGAGACAGAACAAGCAGAGCUCACAGAUACAGAUGGGGAUACGGAGACUACUGAUACAGAGUUGAACUAUACUACGGAUACAGAUACUAAUGAUACCCGGAGUGAGUUCGGAGGAGGAAUUGAGAACAUGUUCGAAGGUUUAUCCUGGGCAGAGCAGAUGGAGCUAGAAGAUCAACUUGGUGAUGCUACGGAAUCAAGGUAUCCUGGUCGUGCGAUCCAUCUACAUGAGAAGCUGUCUAGUCCUGCAAGGAAGAAGGAACCUCAUGAAACCUUACUCCAUUACCAGGAGAAGCAGGACAAGGCCAGAGUCCGCAGGCAGAUGUUCUCCGAGGAAAAAGCCAACAAGUUAGCCCUUCUUAGCCAGAGGAUCUCCGAGGUGCUUGAGCAGAGGGACAGGUUGGUGGAUGAGAGGAAAAUGAUGAUAGAAAAGAAGCUGAAGAAGGCGGAGGAGAAGAGGAUCCAGCAUAUCGAGGGGAUCAGGAGGAAAGCCCACGAGGAGGAGGAGAAGUUGAAGGAGAUUGCGUUCAUUAAUGAACUCCAGGCUCAGAAUACAAGGAUUGAUAUGAUUACCCAGGUGAGUGUUGCAGAUGAAAAGUGUGAGGAGAGGUUGGCGGAGAUAGCAGGCGAACGGGCUAAAAAGGCGGAGCAAAGAGAAGAGCGUGAGGCAAGGGCGGAGGAAAAGAGGCGUGUCCUGGAGGAGGAGCGGCAGAAGCACCUGGACGCAAUGAUAGAGAAGAGGAGGGAGAGGGAGGAGAGGAUCCAGGGGAGCCAGGCAGCGGCCAGGGAGAAGAGAAAGGUGUCCGCCAGGCAGAAGGAUAUUGAACGGUUAGAGAGACUGAGUACUGUACGGGCGGCAGAGAAGGAUAUGAAGGAAGAACUUCAAGAGAAGAUUCAACAGAAACAGGAGGAUGCUGCUAAACGACAUGCCGAGUACCUCGAGGAAAUCAGACUCAAAGCCUUUGAACUAUCUGUGCAGAAGUGUACCAGCGACGAGGGUGUACCUAUUAUUAAACCCUACGAGACGAAAAAGAAAUGUGAGGCCUGCAAUGUUCUGAUCAAGAGUGAGGUUCAUCUCCAGUCCCAUCUCCGGGGUAAACAGCACGCAGAGGAGAUUAACAAGAAGACGGAGGGGAAGGAUCUGUCUGGAGAAGAGAUAACUGAUUAUAAUCUCAAGAAUAUUAUUGAUGCUCCUGAGGGAGAAGCAGACCCUGAUACAAUACAGGCCAAGGAACGCGGGAAACUAGUGAAGAAGAGAGCUAAGAAGCUAAAAACCAAGAUGGCGGCCAAGGGAGCCGAGUACCUUGAAUCCUUGGCAUCUCCCAAUAAACAUUUGGAUUCUCCAAACCGCGCGAAAAUCGGGAAAAGUGUGCGGGAUAUUGAGAAGCUGUUAAAUAACCAGGGUAAGGGCGCCUGGCCUAAUACUGCAGUUAGCUCACUAGAACGUGCAUUCGGAGAGAUAUUCCGUUCCUUGGAAAGAAACUUAGCGAAAGAUAGAGAUGUUUUCUAUGCUCUGGGUGGGUUUGAUGUGCUGGAGAAGAUAUACAGUAUGCUACUCGAAUGCAAGGGUGGGAAUACUUGUGCUAUUCCUAUAAAAUCCCUGGUUUCUGCUGGCCGCGUAUUACAAGGAGCUACAGAUGGAUCCCCCACUAAUGUAGAGUUUCUACUUUUGUCAAAUAGAAUCAGUGUGUUCGCAGAUAUUCUCCGUGAUCAGCUGACCCGUCUACUCCCUGAUACAGGCACACAACUGGAUAUAGAGAUUGCUCAAGGUCCUGAUACAGAUCCACUAUCUCAGUCAAUAAUGCAGUUCCUCUCAUGUUUCCUUCGUAAUCUAGCUAUCUCAAAGCUAAACCAACAGUCAGCCACUAGAUUACAGGAUUUUGUAUCGUAUAUUGUGAGUAUUGAGAUAGUGGACUACAUAUCCCGGUAUUUCCAGCUAGUCAGAGAUCCUAUAGAUUCUUCACCAGAGGUUGCAGAGUUCAUUCUAGUUGCUCUUCAGUUCCUCUCUGCACUUACAGUUGCUGUACAGGGCUCAGGAUCCGGAGAUCCGUCCCAGCUGUUGAGUACUCUACAAUGGACGGAGUUAGCUGGAACAGUUUCCCUCCUUUAUGGGAUGCUUCUCCACCAGGGCAGGGAUACUGCUAGGGAUUCAGCUCUUCCUCCUCUUCCCACUCAUACACUAGCAGUAGCUACAGAAACAUGUACAUUGCUCGAGAGGUUGGUUCGUCAGAAUCUAGGAAUAGUCCAGGCUGUUCUCGCCUCUGAAGGAAUUAGCCUUGAAUUCCGUCAUAUUGCCAGCUAUCUACUCUGGUAUUGUCAGUGUCAUAAUCAAUCCAGUCUACUAAACCAGGUGAUCAAUCUAAUUGGAUACUUUACAGCCAACCAUCCGGACAACCAGGCCAUUGUUCAAGCAGGCAGCCAACCUUCUGUACUCCAGCAGCUUGCCAACCUUCCAUUUCAGUACUUCAGUCAGCCUGAGUUAAAGAAUAUCCUGUUCCCUACCCUACUCUCCUGCUGUAACAAUAACCCCACCAACACGAAUAUACUGACCAGAGAACUGUCAUGGAAAUUAAUAGAUGAUUAUAUUCUCACUCAGGAGGCCAAAGAGUCAAAUCUGGUUCAGGUCAUUCUUAAAAAGAAGUCCUGAAGAGUUUCUCAGAAUUCAAGGAGAGUCCAAACAAAAAAGAUUAUGAGAUGUAUCUGAAGUCUGUACACUGUUUGUCACUGUUUUCCAUUGUACACUGUACACUGUACACUGUACAGUGAAGUGAAGAUUGUACAUGAUAUCUUAUAACCCUACAUUCUCAUUAAUCAAUUAUGCACAAUACAAUAUUAUACUUGGCCAUUAAAAGCCGGGCAUUAUGAGGCCUACUAAACCCCUUAACAAUAUUGUCAUAUACCGUG
This is a messenger RNA of Eurytemora carolleeae, 5265 nucleotides long. It is a transcript of the gene ssp3, whose product is annotated as S phase cyclin A-associated protein in the endoplasmic reticulum. The transcript has 30 exons. The coding region runs from base 38 to 5008 and encodes 1656 amino acids. Lineage: Eukaryota; Metazoa; Arthropoda; Copepoda; Calanoida; Temoridae. The record is from RefSeq and is a predicted model, not a curated record.